This is a messenger RNA of Pseudogymnoascus verrucosus, 228 nucleotides long. RefSeq lists its product as uncharacterized. Lineage: Eukaryota; Fungi; Ascomycota; Leotiomycetes; Thelebolales; Thelebolaceae. The transcript has 3 exons. Bases 1 to 228 code for a protein of 75 amino acids. The record is from RefSeq and is a predicted model, not a curated record.
AUGGCACAAGCCGCCGAUACUGUGGGUCUGGUUAUUGGCAUUUUCCUCGCAGUUGGGGUUGUGACGAUGUUCAGUUUGUUCUGUUAUUUCAGAUCGCACUUCCAAGCCCCUGCUUCAAUGUACUACACCGAGGAAGGUAACGGCACUGAGCUCGCGAACGCGGGUGCCUCCACCGACGGCUCGUACAUUACAGGCGAGGUUAACGGCCGCCAAUCCCUCCAACGCUGA